Molecule: messenger RNA, 1717 nt
Organism: Rhododendron vialii
Lineage: Eukaryota; Viridiplantae; Streptophyta; Magnoliopsida; Ericales; Ericaceae
Product: alcohol acyltransferase 1-like
Exons: 3
Coding region: 64-1416 (450 amino acids)
Source: RefSeq, a predicted model, not a curated record
AAUUCUAGAGUGUAUUUGCCUUGUUUUCCCUUUUGACUUCAUCUGAAAACACUUCCUUAAACAAUGUCAACAUCUUCCUCCUCGAUAUGGUUCACGGUGACUAGGCAAGAGCCGAGACUGGUGGUACCCGCGGAACCAACACCGCGUGAACUAAAACAACUCUCAGACAUAGACGACCAAGAGGGUCUCCGGUUUCAGCUUCCGGCAAUAAUGUUUUACAAGAGCAAUCCUUUAAUGGAAGGAGAAGACCCUGUGCGUGUCAUCAGGGAAGGCCUAGCCAAAGCACUUUCGUUCUACUACCCAUUUGCCGGGAGGCUUGUUGAAGGGCCAAACCGGAAACUUCUGGUGGAUUGCACGAGCGAGGGGGUUUUGUUUGUAGAGGCCGAUGCAGAAGUUGAGCUCAACCGACUUGGUGACGCGAUUCUUCCAGGGAGUCCGGUGUUGGAGGAGCUUCUUCAUGAUGUUCCUGGCUCUGAUGGAAUCCUAGGCUGCCCUCUCUUGUUGCUUCAGGUGACUCGAUUUAGGUGCGGUGGAUUCGCCAUUGCCCUGCGCUUGAACCACACAAUGAGUGAUGCAACUGGUUUGGUCCAAUUCCUAAGUGCAAUCGCCGAGUUUGCCCAAGGGAAAGAAGUCACUGCACCUUCUGUGUCACCUGUGUGGCAAAGGGAGCUCCUAUCUGCAAGACAUCCUCCCCGAAUUACAUGCCUUCACCAUGAAUACGAACAAGUGCUCGACACCAACAAAAAUGAUGCCAACUCAACCCCGAUCCAAAAACCUUUCUUCUUUGGUCCCAAGGAGAUCAGAGCUAUUCGAAACCAUCUCCCCCCGCAUGCAAGCGCCUCCACAUUCGAGGUCUUGACCGCGUGCUUGUGGAGGUGUCGCACUCGUGCACUCGCACUAGACCCUAACAACACCGUUAGAGUUUCGUGCAUUGUCAAUGGUCGCAGCUUGCCUGGCCUGAAUAUGCCUCGCGGGUACUACGGCAAUGUCAUUACCUAUCCUGCAGCAGUUUCGAAGGCUGGAAAGGUAUCUUCCUUUCCACUGGAAUACACAGUGGAGUUGGUAAAAAUGACAAAGCCCCAAAUGACCGCUGAGUAUUUUAGAUCGGUGGCGGAUCUUAUGGUGAUUAAAGAGCGGCCUUUGUACACCGUGGCGGGAAACUUUAUUGUUUCUGAUUUAAGACGUCUUGCAUUGGACAGAGUGGAUUUUGGGUGGGGGAAAAUGGUGUAUGGCGGCACCUGCGGGGCGUUGCCUGUGCUAAGCUUCUAUAUGAAUUUCAAAGAUGGGAUUGUGGUUCCAAUAUGCUUGCCAGAACCAGUCAUGGAAAGGUUUGAGGAGGAGUUGAAGAAAAUGACUAAAGAGCCAUUCGAUGGUUCAGUUGAUCACAAGCCCCCUAAGAUCACAUCCAUGCUCUAAACUGAGAAGAGUGAAGCAAAUCUGCAACAAUGACUACUCAACCUACCAUUUUCAGGUACACUACAUGGACACAGUCUUGGAGGUUGUGAAGUGCAUGCAGACAUCACAGACUAAAGUUAUUUUCUGAAGAACUUGUCUUUCCUUUGUAAAUCAAACUAUAUUGUACUAUUUUCUCUAAUUUGGAAUGCUGUAUCAGUUGACAAAAUUGUGAGAUUUAGAAACUGUAUGUUGUAAUUUGGGGUACCGUAUGUACUAUUGUGAGGAUUUGUAUUUAAAAUGGUAUUUUUAUUUAUGUUAAAAA